AUGGCCCCUAUGGACGAUGACUUUGUCCUCACUCUCUCGGACAACGAAGACGGUUUCGCCGACGAACUAGCAGAAUCCGAAGCAGAACCUGCGCCCAUCUCCAACAAGAAGCGCAAGCGCGAUUCCGACGUCGCAAACCUCUCCAAGAAAGACAAGAAGUCCAAGAAGCAAAAGAAAAAGCAGCAACAACAACAAGCGGAUUCAGAGGAUGAAGAGGAGCAAGCAGCUAUCGAUCAGGAUCUAGACCCUGAGUUUGAAUUCCAACUUGGCGAUGGCACGACGGCGAAUAUGGACGACUUUGACGGCUGGACUGCUCAUAAUGCUGCCAAGAAUGCUGGCAAGAGAUUGGUUGAUAUCGAUGAUAUUAUCGCAAAGAGGAGGCAGGACAAGAAGACUGACGGUGAGGAUGAGGUUGAAGAUGACGAAGAGGAGGUUGAGUUUGCUGGCUUGAGCGACGAUGAAGACGUCCUUGCUGAAGACGCUUUCGGCAUGGGUGCUGCUCCUGGUGUCGAAAAGGACUCUGAAGACGAAGACCAAGAAGAGGACGAGGACAAGGGCAGCGAUGCUGAGGAUGGCAGCGAGGCUGGAGAUGAGUCUGACGACGAGUCUGUUGCCGAGCAUGUCCCUCACCCGGACGACGACGAGUCAGACGCUUCAGAUGUCGAGGAAAAGGAAGACGCCGAAGAGGCUGAGAAGCGCGCUGCCUUCUUCGCUCCAGAGUCAAACCUGGACGGCGACAAGGAUCCUGCUGCAAAAGCCGUAGGUUCGUUCCAGGAGCUCAACUUGUCGCGUCCCAUCAUCAAGGGCUUGUCAUCUGUUGGCUUCGCCGCCCCUACACCCAUUCAACACAAGGCCAUCCCCGUCGCUCUCCUCGGCAAGGAUGUCGUCGGAGGUGCCGUCACCGGUUCCGGUAAAACCGCCGCCUUCAUCAUCCCUAUUCUUGAACGCCUGCUCUACCGACCCAAAAAGGUCGCCACCACCCGCGUCGCCAUCCUCAUGCCCACCCGUGAAUUGGCUCUCCAAUGUUACAAUGUCGCCGUCAAGCUGGCCAGUUUCACAGACAUCACUUUCGGUCAGGCAAUCGGUGGUAUGAGUUCGCGCGAGCAGGAAGCAGCUCUCAAACAACGUCCUGAUGUUGUCAUUGCCACUCCCGGUCGUUUCAUCGAUUUCAUGCGCAAUUCGUCUGCUUUCCAAGUCGAUACCAUCGAGAUUCUUGUUCUCGAUGAAGCUGACAGAAUGCUCGAAGACGGUUUCGCAGACGAGUUGAACGAGAUUCUGACCACCAUCCCCAAGUCGAGACAAACCAUGCUCUUCUCCGCCACCAUGACUUCCAGCAUCGACAAUCUGAUUCGCGUGGGUCUCAACCGCCCUGUUCGUCUUAUGGUCGACAGCAAACGCCAGACCGUCGCAGGACUCACCCAAGAAUUCGUGCGUCUGCGCCCAGGCAGAGAAGACAAACGCAUCGGCUACCUUCUCCACCUCGUCCACGAAUCCUUUUCCACAAAAACCAUCAUCUUCUUCCGUCAAAAGAAGGAGGCUCAUCGCGUACGCGUCAUUUUCGGUCUCUUGGGCCUCAAAGCCGCUGAAUUGCACGGAAACAUGUCUCAAGAACAACGUAUCAAUGCCAUCGAAGCCUUCAGAUCCGGCACCGCCCAUUUCCUCCUCGCCACCGAUGUCGCAUCCCGCGGUCUGGACAUCAAAAACGUAGAUGCGGUCAUCAACUACGAAGCACCCCAAACCCAAGAAAUCUACCUCCACAGAGUAGGACGCACGGCUCGUGCAGGCAGACAGGGAAAAUCGUGCACCCUGGCCGCAGAACCCGACCGCAAGGUCGUCAAAGCCUGCGUCAAGACCGCUCGCGCCCAAGGAGCAAACAUCAAGUCGCGCAUUAUCGACGCCAAGGUCGCCGACGACUGGUCGCGCAAAGUCGAUUUGCUGGCCGUCGAAAUCGAAGACGUGUUGCGUGAAGAAAAGGAGGAAAAAGUGUUGGCGACCACGGAGAUGCAGAUGAGACGUACGGAAAACAUCAUGGUGCACGAAGACGAAAUCCUGAGCAGGCCGAAGAAGACGUGGUUUGAGAGUGAAAAGGACAAACGCGCUGCUCAUCAACGCGGCAAAGAAGAACUCAAUGGUGCCAUGACGCCGGGAGCUAAACUCAAGGGCGACAGGAAAAAGCUGUCAAACAAGCAAAAGAAAAAGUUGGAGGACAAGGAUGAGAGAAUGGAAGGUGGAGGUUGGAAAAAGGGAAAGGCGGAGAGAGACGGCAAGGGUGUUUUGGAGAAGGAGAAGAAGGGCAAGGGCGGUAAGAGGCCGCAGAAGGAUACGAGGAAGGGUGGACCUAGGAAGUCGAUGUAA
Molecule: messenger RNA, 2355 nt
Organism: Aureobasidium namibiae CBS 147.97
Lineage: Eukaryota; Fungi; Ascomycota; Dothideomycetes; Dothideales; Saccotheciaceae
Product: DEAD-domain-containing protein
Exons: 1
Coding region: 1-2355 (784 amino acids)
Molecular function (GO): nucleic acid binding; RNA helicase activity; ATP binding
Source: RefSeq, a predicted model, not a curated record